Molecule: messenger RNA, 900 nt
Organism: Odobenus rosmarus divergens (Pacific walrus)
Lineage: Eukaryota; Metazoa; Chordata; Mammalia; Carnivora; Odobenidae
Gene: STRA8
Product: stimulated by retinoic acid 8
Exons: 7
Coding region: 1-900 (299 amino acids)
Biological process (GO): cellular response to retinoic acid; meiotic cell cycle
Molecular function (GO): protein dimerization activity
Source: RefSeq, a predicted model, not a curated record
AUGGCGACCUCCGGAGAAGGCAGUAACCCUGGUGGCAGAGCGACUCCCUGGCCCCUGGCACAGCUGCAGGAGCUCGAGCGGCGGGUGGCCCGCCGACGCCUGUCCCAGGCCCACCACCGAGCCACCCUGGCGGGGCUGUUCAGCAACCUCAGGAAAACGGUCUACUCCCAUUCCGAUCUCAUAGCCUCCAAGUGGCAGGUUUUGAAUAAGGCGAAGAACCACAUUCAGGAGCUGGAACAAACCUUGGAUAAUCUGCUGAAGCUGAAAGAGUCCUUCAACCUGGACGAUGGGAAUGCAAACAGCUUAGAGGAGCUCAAGGCAGAAUAUGCCAGGAAGUACUCUGGAAAUCCCAGGUAUCUCAACUUUUACAAGCAGGCGAUGGACCUUCUGAUUGGGAACGGGAUUGUCUCCUCACAGGAGGUGACGCUCCCCAUCGUCUCUGCCGCCAUCUCCCACCUAUGGCAGAACCUCUCUGAGGAGAGGAAGACCAGUCUCCUGCAGGCCUGGGCACAGAGGCACUGCGGCCUCCAGGGCCUUGCCGGUGCCUGCCAGGAGCCGGCCUGUGCCGACGGCAGCCUGAAGGACAGCGGGGUUGACAGCCAAGGAGCCAGCUGCUCGCUCGUCUCCACCCCGGAGGAGAUACUCUUUGAAGAUGCCUUCGAUGUGGCCAGUUUCCUGGACAAAAGUGAGGCUCCCAGUACAUCCAGCUCUAGUUCGGUGUUCGCCGGUGGCAACCCAGAAUAUCCAGAGGAGAAGUUUCAGCUUUAUAUGCAGAUCAUCGAUUUUUUUAAAGGCCUCUGCUGUGUUAACCCUCAGUUAAAACAGGACGCAGACCUCCCCACUGACGAUGAGAUGAUAAUGCUGAGGUGCAUGGAGACCUUCGAUGAUGAAGAUCUGUGA